Molecule: messenger RNA, 174 nt
Organism: Monoraphidium neglectum
Lineage: Eukaryota; Viridiplantae; Chlorophyta; Chlorophyceae; Sphaeropleales; Selenastraceae
Exons: 1
Source: RefSeq, a predicted model, not a curated record
AUGCACCUCGCCGGCGCCGCCCGCGGCGCCGCCGCCGGCGCGCUACGCGUGCUGCGGCGCGCGGCGCGCAAGGGGCGGCCGCUGGUCUGGCCGGUGGAGCAGUCGCUGCCCGUAGCAGGGCUGGACACGCUCGCGGCGCAGAGCAUCCAUUACACUCUGCGCAACCUUGAAGGG